Molecule: messenger RNA, 2930 nt
Organism: Ahaetulla prasina
Lineage: Eukaryota; Metazoa; Chordata; Lepidosauria; Squamata; Colubridae
Gene: GMCL1
Product: germ cell-less 1, spermatogenesis associated
Exons: 14
Coding region: 143-1630 (495 amino acids)
Biological process (GO): germ cell development
Molecular function (GO): protein binding
Source: RefSeq, a predicted model, not a curated record
CGCCUCUUCCCUCCAUCCCGAGGCGGGAGCGCAUGCGCAGCGGCCGCCUCGGUAAAGUGAGGGGUGGGCUUCCUUCACGUUGCCGGCCGCGCGUCCCCAUGAGGAGAAAGAGGCGGCGGCGGCGGCGGUCGGACGGGCGAGGAUGGGCUCGUUGAGCAGCCGCGUGUGGGGGCCCAGAGCCGGGGCGGCUGAGGGGGCGGAAGCGGCGGGGGGCCGGAGGGGCGACGGGGCCCUCCCCAAACGGAAGCGCGGCGAGGGGCUGAGCGAGAGCGAGAGCGGCGAGGAGAGCGACGGCGAGGAGCGGCUGCUCAGCACCCCCAGAAGGAAAAAGCUAAAGAGCACUUCGAAGUAUAUUUAUCAGACUCUGUUUCUGAAUGGUGAAAACAGUGAUAUUAAAAUAUGUGCCCUGGGAGAAGAAUGGAACUUGCACAAGAUAUACCUGUGUCAGUCUGGCUACUUUUCAAGUAUGUUCAGUGGGUCUUGGAGAGAAUCAGGAAUGGAUACAAUAGAAUUGGAAAUUCCUGAUCAGAAUAUUGACAUAGAAGCCUUACAGGUUGCCUUUGGCUCACUUUACCGGGAUGAAGUCUUAAUAAACCCUAGCAGAGUCAUUGCCCUCCUGGCAGCUGCCAGCAUGUUACAGCUGGAUGGCUUAAUUCAGCAAUGUGGUGAGACAAUGAAGGAAACAAUUAAUGCAAAAACUGUAUGUGGUUACUAUAAUUCUGCGGGAACAUAUGGAUUAGAUUCUUUGAAAAAAAAGUGUCUUGAGUGGCUCUUGAACAACCUGAUGACCCACCAGAGUGUGGAACUCCUCAAAGAACUCAGCAUCAACCUCAUGAAACAGCUGAUCGGUUCCUCUAAUCUGUUUGUCAUGCAAGUGGAGAUGGACAUAUAUACUGCUCUAAAGAAGUGGAUGUUCCUUCAGCUAGUGCCUUCUUGGAAUGGAUCAUUGAAACAGCUUUUAAGUGGAGCAGAUGCCUGGUUCUCCAAGCGCAGGAAAGAUUUUGAGGAUGGGAUCUCAUUCUUGGAAACAGAACAAGGAUAUGCAUUUAUACCUGUGUUCAAAUAUCUGAGGCUGCAGUAUAUAAUCAGUGAUCUUGCAUCCGCAAGAAUUAUUGAACGAGACAGCCUGAUCCCUGCAGACUGGCUGUUCUCUGUUUACAAACAGCAGUGGUUUGCCAUGCUUAGAGCAGAACAAGACGGUGACAUUGGGCCUCAAGAGAUUAAUAAAGAGGAACUAGAAGCAAACAGUAUGCGGUGUGGCAGAAAACUUGCCAAAGAUGGUGAUUAUUGCUGGCGAUGGACAGGCUUCAACUUUGGCUUUGAUCUGCUGGUCACAUACACCAAUCGUUACAUUGUCUUCAAACGCAACACGCUAAACCAGCCCUGCAGUGGCUCCGUCAGUUUGCAGCCCCGAAGAAAUAUUGCUUUCAGGCUGCGCCUGGCUUCUUUUCAUAGCAGUGGAAAGCUUAUUUGUAGCAGAACUGCAGGAUACCAGAUACUAACCCUGGAAAAAGAUCAGGAACAAGUAGUGAUGAAUUUGGACAGCAGACUGCUGGUCUUCCCUCUGUAUAUCUGCUGCAACUUCCUGUAUACUUCCUCCGAGAAGAGAAGAGAAAACGAUGGGCAGUGAGAUAACCCAGCCGAGAUUGACUUUUGAAAUGGAAUCUGAUAUCCUGAUUGGCAGCUCCGGCAGCUCCAGCCGGCAUGACUAACCGGUGAGGUAUGUUGGGAGCUGUAGUUUUGGAAGACUUGUGAGCCACAGGCUCCUCACUCCUGCUGCAGCAGAUAAAUGCGAUGCCCACCUCACCUCUCUACAUUCCUUUGCCCAUCUGAAUAGUUGAAACUACUUACGAUGACCCAUUUUCUCCUGUGAAUUCUCAGCCCUAGAGAAUGACACAUACAAGGAUCGCCACCAAUUUCUUGGCAGUACAGAAAUACUUUGAACGCAGUUCAUUAACUGACCUUGCUUAAUUAAAAGGGAGUAGGAUGAUGUAUCAAUAAAGCCCACAAAUUAGCUUUAAUAGAGAACACAGUUUUUUUAUGGUCUCUUGAUUUGUUCUUCUGACCAAGCCCUUCGUUGUUAAGGGUCAGUUCCUGGCUCAAUGAAACCUCUGGAUUGUCUUUAAUUCAUUAUACUUGUAAAUACUUCCUAUUGAGUUGAAAACUUCGUAUAAUACAUCCUGUUUUGUUUCCAAGAAAUAUAUAUAUAUUUUUAAACAUUGAUUGUAUUUUUUAAGAGUCAUUUUGUAGAAUCCAGCUGCCUCAAUUCAGCAUUUUUAAUUCAUCAGAUCCAUCAUUUAAAUCUCAGAUGUACUUUUUUAACUUUUUGAGUUUUGGCUCGAAAGGAAAAAGCACUCCCAAAACCCGAAGCAAGUGGGUCAGCCUCUGCUAGUCAGGUGGCUACAUCCAGCCCAGGAGAAAAGGGGCUGUAGCCGAGAAUUGCCUUUUGACCCCCGGGUCUCUCUGAUCUUUUCUGCUCUGUGGCCAGAAGGGCCCCCGGGGGUAAAUCCUGGAUCCCAGGUAACUUUCAAGGCACCCAAGUCCCAGGGGACUGAAGGUACAUGCAACAGAUCUCAGGACUUCAAAAACUAGCCUGUUAAAUAGAAGCAUCGGAAGGCCUUGUUUUACUGAACUCUGACUUGGAAGGGGAAUAUAAAUCCCAUCUUCAGGAAUUUAGAAUUUCCGAGUUGUAUUUUUUUAUUUGAGCACUUACUUUGCAUAAGAUAAGAUUGCUAUUCCAAAAACCAUCUAUCCUUAAACACUUGCUAUAAUAUUUAAUUCAAAAUAUAUCCCUCAUCGAGUUAUGAAGAUAAAAUGUCUUGUUCAGGACAGUGAAACGACAGAUUGAGAAUCAACUAUCUGUAGUUUAGAAUUCUUCAUUGUUUAUUUUGUUUUGGGGAGGAUUCAUUAAAAAAACAUUGCUAAUCCUG